CACAUAUCUUGCCAUAUAAACAACUCUGUGGCAUCAUCAUACAAGGUUUGUCUACGAAACUAUCGAGGUUCUUCAAACCAUCAUCAAACAUGGCGCGCUUUUUCAUGGUAUGCGUGUGCGUGGUGUUGUUUGCCGUGUGCUUCCGACCCUCCUACGAAAACCGAAGAAGACGAGUGUGUUUGAACCCGUACGGCGAUCCAAGAUGUCUACGAAAGAAUCAAAUUUGUUGUAAUUUUGCGUGUAACUCGACGUGCGUCGGGAAACGCUGCAACUGGGACUUUCAAUGUAGCACGAAUCGCAUUGGACACAAAUGCUGCUCCGGAUACUGCCAGCCGAGUUGUGAAGGUCAUAGUUGUAGAUCAGCCAGAUCUUGCAAAGACAGGUCAUUAAAAUGUUGUAAUGGGUUAUGCCGCAAAGAAUCUUGUCUCGGUGCUGCUUGUAGCAACAGCUUGAGCCCGUAUAAAUCGUGUGGGAUACACGGAAGAAGACGACUCGAUUGUUGCAGUGGAAAAUGUGAGCUCACUUGCAAAGACAAACCCUGCUACGAUAACAAGGACUGCGGUGGACGAAGUAACAAGAGAAUGAAAUGCUGCAAUGGCGUUUGUAGGAAAAACUGUCUUGGUUCGCCCUGCUACGAUUAUCGCGACUGUCAGUCAAACUAUUUGGAUUGCUGUGGUUUCUUUGGUAACAAAAUCUGUGCGAGUUCUUGCCGCAAUCACCAAUGCUCUCUGCAAGAGAAAUACGAAUGUGGCAGACGAAGGAACCCAAAGCUCUUCUGUUGUGGUGACGGGACUUGUCGCCCGACAUGUUUCAACUCAAUAUGCUUCACAGAGACGUUCAGGUACGAUUGCAAAGCGCCAGGAAAACUUUUCUACUGCUGUGGCAUGGGACAGAAGAGGUGCCGCAGCAGCUGUAGUCAUGUACGCUGCGAGAAACACGACGAUUGUGGCGAGUCGAAGUACUAUUGUGGACGACCAGAUAGGCAUAACAUCUCCACAUGUAGAUUCACGUAUUUAUCAGACAUAAUCUCCCGUCAUGAUGUGCGUUUAGAUGAACUGGAAUUUAACUAAACACGGACCUGCUUUCCUCCCAUGACCGAUCGUUAUUAAUAGUGGAGAGUGAGACCAGAGAGAAACUCUCAAAACUCUACCUAUCUAACUUUUUAUAAGUUCCAUGUUUUUCACAUCCAGUCAACUCUCAAAACUCUAUCUAUCUAACUUUUUAUAAGUUCCAUGUUUUUCACAUCCAGUCAACUGUCAAACUCUACCUAUAUCUAACUUUUUAUAAGUUCCAUGUUUUUCACAUCCAGCCAGAUAAUGUACAGAAACGUUUUCCUCCAAUGGGCCGUCAUAUUUUACAGCAAAAGAUGAAUAGUAUAAUAUGAACAGCAAACAGGGUAAAAUAUAUAAGCAAUGAAUUCUUUCAACAGACGUGCUAUAAUCACACUAGUUUAUGCCCAUUGCGAAUUAAGUAGGUUUAAUUUUAGAAUGAUUGUAUAAGUUGGAAUAAGUUACAAUGUCCAAAAAGGUUUCCACCUACCUCGCUCUUCUUCUUGGCCCAAACUGGUCAACCAGCAUCUUUUCUUGGCCACACCCUCGAAUUAUUAAUAAUAAUCGGUCCCUAUGGAUAAAUAUAUACAUAACCAAUAUUUAACGUUACAAUGAACUUGAGUCGUGUAGAAGCUGGUAUCAGCUAUAUUGGCUAUCAGCCUUAUAUAACAAGCAAAUAGAUCAGCCAUAUUACCAAUAGGACGAGCGAAUUUUUAUAAUAAAUAAUGUCAGAUUUUGACUAAUUUCUCAUUACAGAUUCUGAACUGAACUUUUGAACUGAACUUUAUUACUUCACUACACUUGACCAGCAUAAGACGAUAGCAUGGUAUUUUAUCAGCCUAUGAACCUGCAGUGUAAACACUCUACAACUGAUUUUCAGCUACAAUUGUCACCUAUCUUUACGCGUCUGAUGGCCCACAGCAUUAGACCACCGCUAUGGAGCAUUAUAAAA
This is a messenger RNA of Dendronephthya gigantea, 2001 nucleotides long. Its product is annotated as keratin-associated protein 5-5-like. The transcript is spliced from 3 exons. The record is from RefSeq and is a predicted model, not a curated record. Bases 90 to 1070 code for a protein of 326 amino acids. NCBI's taxonomy places the organism in Eukaryota, Metazoa, Cnidaria, Anthozoa, Malacalcyonacea, Nephtheidae.